AUGGCCAGCUUCCACGCAGAAUCACUGCUGGCACUUUUGAGCAAGCCUCCACUUCUUGUGACGACUGUGGCACUGCUGGCAUACGUUUUCAUUGCAUAUCUGCAAUGUAGAAGAGGGCGCCUGCCACCCGGCCCACCUGGUCUCCCACUUGUCGGACAUCUGCUGUCGCUUGAUCGUCGAUUUUACUUUCGGGACUGUGUACAUUGGGCGAAGAAGUACGGCUCGGUAGUCAGGAUAAAGAUGGGUGCCACGAACAUCAUUGUAUUGACUGAUCAGGCAUCCAUUGAGAAAUACCUAUGCAAGAAGGAAGUACUGAACCGCCCUUCUCAAUGGACGGCUCAAAACAAGACAACGGGGUUCGGGAGUAUAAGUGGCGACCACUGGCACAAGAACAGACGAGUGUGCACCAAGAUAUUGGCCGACCUUGGCUUUGGAAAGGAAUCGAUGCAUUCCCAUAUACAGGGAAAAGCCUAA
Molecule: messenger RNA, 474 nt
Organism: Dermacentor andersoni
Lineage: Eukaryota; Metazoa; Arthropoda; Arachnida; Ixodida; Ixodidae
Source: RefSeq, a predicted model, not a curated record